AUGAGUGAUAACAUCUUACUUAGCCAUGAUAUUCUACAUUUUUUAAAUGGAAGGAAAACAUCAGGUCCAAACCUAGCGGCGGUUAAGAUUGAUAUGAGUAAAGCCUAUGAUAGAAUACACUGGGGUUUUCUAUUACGUGCUCUCAAAGCUUAUGGUUUCCCUUCUUCAUGGAUUCAAUUGAUAUACCAGUGCAUCUCAACAGUUUCAUUCAAAGUUCUUAUUAAUGGAAGAACUUCAACAGCUUUCAAGCCUAAGUGUGGAUUAAGGCAAGGAGAUCCUUUGUCUCCAUAUUUGUUUCUUUUCUGCAUGGAUAUACUUGGACGUAUGCUGACCUUAGGUCAAGAUAUUAAGUUAUUCCAAGGUAUAAAACUUGCAAGACAAGCACCAAAGAUUACGCACUUGUUUUUCGCUGAUGAUGCGAAGAUUUUUUUCCAAGCAACAGAAACAUCAUGCAUGAAUGUUGGUGGUAUUAUAGAUCGAUAUUGCCGAAUUUCAGGACAGCAGCUUAAUCUAGCAAAAUCAUUUGUCAAGUUUAGUCCUAAUACCUCUCUAUCACAGCAACAAAAUUUCAAGACAAUUUUAAGAAUGCCAAAAGUGACCCAGUUUGGACAACAUUUGGGUGUACCUGUUGACUGCAUGGUUUCAAAACGAUUGCAUUUCAAUUACUUGAUAGAUAAGGUUGUUGAUUUAAUCAACUCAUGGAAUGGGGUGUUGUUGUCUCAACCACAAAAAUUAGUUCUGAUCAAUUCUGUUAUUGUAGCAAUGGUGUCUCAUGUUAUGAUGAGUUUGGAAAUUCCGAUUUCAAUUUCAAAUAGAAUCGAUUCUAUGAUUUCCACCUUUUUCUGGUCCAAACAAGGAAAAAAAGGAAUGCAUUGGGUUCGUAGGGAUAUCUUACAUCUACCACGUGGAAUGGGAGGGAAUUUCGCUUUAACUACGGGUAAGCCAAAUCUGCUUCAUGGUCGUGCUUCGUGGGGAAUGCGUGGUCUUCGUAGAGCUGCGAAUGUUUUACUUCAAGGUUGUUCUUGGAAGGUGGGAAAUGGGGAUACUAUUAAAGCUGGAAGAGAUAAGUGGGUUAAUGGUAGGAUUCCUAUUUUUUCAUCUCAUAUUCGCCUUACAGAUGCUAAAUCUUGGAAGGUUAGUCAUUUUAUUAAGCCAAAUCAUCUUCACUGGGAUGCGGGACUUGUUAGAAACACUUUUGAUCACAUGGAUGCUAAGGAAAUCAUGUCUCUAGAGUUACCAACAGGAACAGUAAUGGAUCAGUUAUAUUGGACAAAAUAUAAAACUGGACACUUUACAAUGAAAUGUGGUUAUGCCUUCUUACGAGAAGCUGAAAUUAAACAAGAUUUUCACACUGGUCUAGGUCAAAACAGGUUUGUUCCUUUUUUCAAGUUACUUUGGGCUUUAAAAAUCCUACCAAAGUGGAAAUUGUUUAUUUGGAAAAUUAUGGUAGAUGGUCUUCCAGUUAAAAAAGGCUUGGGACGAAGAGGUAUAAGGUUGAAUACAUCUUGUGACUUAUGCAUUGAUGUCUGUGAGGAUGCGCAACAUAUUUUUCGCCUUUGUAACUUGGCUCAGGAUGUGUGGAGGAGUAGUAUGCUAGUCAUAUUCUCAAAUUUCAACGAGAAUCUUUCAAUCCAGGAUUGGAUUCUCAACUAUAUCCAUCUUUUUAAUAGCGUGGAUGGAAAGGGUAGUGAUCGAGUAGUUACCUUCAUAGCGAUUUUGUGGGGAUUAUGGAUUACUCGAAAUGCUAGAGUUUUUCGAUCAGAGAAUGGAGAUAUUCAGGCAUGUCAUAUGCAUGUUAAGUUAGCUAGGGAGCAACAUCUGGCUUUUGCAGGGAAAUCUAAUGUAGACUUGGGUUUUCUUCAUCCACCAGAACUGUCGCCAGUGUACCCACCAGGUUUUGAUUUUGCAAAUAUAGGUUUGGGAAUUCCAACUAGGUAUGAUUCGGUGAUAUAUGUUGAUGGAUCAUGGAACAAAAUUCCGCUGAGAGCGGGAAUGGGUUGGAUUUUUCAACAGUUAGGGAAUGCAGAAUCAAGAACCAUUGGGGGAUGUGACUAUGGUUUAGGGCAAUCAGCAUUACAUGUGGAAGCAAUGGCUUGCUUGCGUGCACUUCAGUGGGAAAAAGAUUGUUCCCUGCCUCAUAUAGUAUUGUAUACUGACUCAGCUACCUUGGUCUCGUAUUUGGAGAGGCAUAUCAUUCCAGAGAUCAGUGUCAGGUGGACUAUUCAAGCCAUUUUUGAAAUAGGUAUGAAUUUUUUGAGUUGCGUGAUCAACAAGGUCCAUCGAGAUCAAGUUCAUUUGGCACAUUUUCUGGCAACAAGAGCAGCGAAAGAUGGACUUCAGUUCGUUACGCCAGUUGAUGUUAGAUCUAUGAUUAAUUAG
Messenger RNA from Spinacia oleracea (spinach), 2379 nucleotides. RefSeq lists its product as uncharacterized. Gene Ontology annotation, molecular function: nucleic acid binding; RNA-DNA hybrid ribonuclease activity. Bases 1 to 2379 code for a protein of 792 amino acids. The transcript has 2 exons. NCBI's taxonomy places the organism in Eukaryota, Viridiplantae, Streptophyta, Magnoliopsida, Caryophyllales, Amaranthaceae. The record is from RefSeq and is a predicted model, not a curated record.